This is a messenger RNA of Pseudopodoces humilis (Tibetan ground-tit), 8316 nucleotides long. RefSeq names its product La ribonucleoprotein 4B (gene LARP4B). Gene Ontology annotation, cellular component: cytosol; cytoplasmic stress granule. Gene Ontology annotation, molecular function: mRNA 3'-UTR binding. Gene Ontology annotation, biological process: positive regulation of translation. Lineage: Eukaryota; Metazoa; Chordata; Aves; Passeriformes; Paridae. The record is from RefSeq and is a predicted model, not a curated record.
CCCUCCGACACUGCUUAGUAAACAUGGGCUGCUGCUUCAGUAAAGAAUUGAGUAACGGCACGAGUGAGGAGAAAACCAGCUUGUUACAAAAAUCUGUGGAAGAGGAAGCACCAAAGUCAAGGAUAAGUAAAACUUUAUCUUCAAUUUUUGGAACUGUGGAAAGCCAGGACCUGCAUACAGUGGGAAGGACAGUUAAUGGGGUGGCUGUGACAGUUGGCAUUGAACAUGUUUGUAGUGAUGAUUGUGCAGCAUCAGAUUCUAAAUCUGGCUUUUGGGGUAAAAAAGCAAAAUAUUCAUCAUAUAACAGCAUGGGGAAUACUCCCCAUGGGAGCCCUAGGAGGAUGUAUGGCAGACCUUUUAACUUCUUUAAUUCCUUUAGUCACCUCUUGAGAGUCUCUGGUACAUACGGAAGUCUGCAGAGAAGUAAAGAAAAGAAAGAUAAGAUUAUUAAAAGAGCACCUAAAAAACCUAAUAGUAAUGGUCAGCAUGUGAACAAUAUAGAAAAUAACAAUAGCAAUAUUAAUAAUGAAAAUGGAGCUGCACAAGAGCAUUGCUUGUUUGAUCAUAUUUCUAACUCACAUGUACCAGAUACCAUAGACAAAGGCUUACAGAGUGAAAUUUCCUUAAAUAGAAAUUCUCUGGAGGAUUAUGCAGUUACAUGUGACCAUUCAAGGCAAAAUGAAACAACAGUAAAUGUUGAAGACAGCAAGAGUGACAGCUUACAGAAAGUUUCAAGUUCAUAUAGAGAGAUGUCUCCAGCAUUUUCCUAUCUUGAUGUAGAAAACAGUCAAAAUGUGAAAGACAAAGAAUUUUACAGCAUUUGUGUUGUAGAUGCCAAAGAUUUGAAAGGGGAUGAAGAGGUGCCAGCUACUGUGCACGAAGAGACUGCAGCAGACAUAGAUAACUCAGCUGUUACUGAUGAAGGAAUGUGCACCAUGGCAUGGCCUCUAGACAGAGGGAAGGAAUUUCCAGUGCAGCAAUUGGCACAAGUGGAAGCCAAGUUUAAUUCACAGAAAGAACUGUUUGAGUAUAAAAAGGAUGGUAGAUCAAACAUGGAGAAUAAGGAUACAAAGGAAUAUUGCAGCCUAGACAUCCGGUGUUCUUUUGAUAACUUACUGACUGACAGGUGUCAGGUGCAUAGGCUAAAUAAUGACAGUACAGUAACAGAUGUCUUAAGAGCAAAAAUGCCUGUUGAAAUCAUCCCUGAGAGUCAGCAAGAGGAGAUGUAUACCAUGGGUAGUGCUGCCAGUUGGAAUGAAUCACUGGAUACAGCUUGUGAGUCCAUAAAGCCUGUGGAUGCUGCUGGAGAGGACCAAUACAGCCCUAACUCAGAAAAGGUGAAAAAUAGUGAUUGUAUUUCCAGUGUAUUGUUAAACACCAGAGUAUCUAAUUCAAGAAAAACUGAGGCAAGUAAUCAUUCUGAUGUACCACUUGUGCCACUAACUAGGCAUCCCUCAAGUGUUGUAGAACAAAUAAAUCCUGAACAGGUGGUAGAGAGCAUGGGGGGUAACUUUAAAUUAUUAUUAGAAUUACAUAAAAUGGACAAUGUAAAAAAACUUGAUGAAGAAGUCUGCUUUCUGGAUGCAGAAAGUAAAUUAAACUCAAAUGUGGAAAAGAAAGCACUUGAAAGAACAUAUGGUGAUGGCCAAACAUUUUCACCAGACUCUACUGAACAUCACAGCAGUUUUGAAGAACCCUUGAAAGAGGGAGAGAAAUGCACAGGUACAGAUUUGAAUAGCUGUGAAGCUUUGAACAUGACUGGAACACAGCUAAACUUGGAGGAAGGUUCUGAUUUUCAAAAUGACAUUAAAGGUGGCACUGAAAUCAAGGCAUCAUCUGAAGCUGCAAUCCACAGUGGUGUGGAGGAAGAUAUCUGUGUGAGUGCCACUGAACUAAAAGGUGACUUGCUCGAGGAAGCUGGUAACUUGAGCAGAGCUAGACCAGGGGACAGUGAAGUAAACAAGUGUGUCAGCAUCCACGCAAAGGAGAACCUCACUGGUUUUGGUUUAUCAGCUGAGAAUCUAGAACCUUUCACCAGGGAGAAUUUGAAGCAAUUGCAAGCCAAGACUACUGAACUGAAAAAAACCAGUUACAUAUUAAAUACUCAGAUGAAUGACUUGACCACAAGCUGGGAACAGAUUCAGCCAGAUCACAAGAUUUUCUCAAACAAAGAGCUAGGAGUUUGUGUUGACCCAAAGCAGGUAGACAAACAUGCUGCUACCCCUUCCUAUGAAAUACCCAGUGCCUCUCCUGGUGCAGCAGGAUUUCAGCAAGGCACAGAGCAGUGCGUGUUAGGUCUGAUGGACAAUGGAUCAAGUGACCAGAAGCACUCCUGUGACCUGGACAGACAAAAUCCCCACGUUGAAAUGUGGUCACAUUUCAUCAAUCUUCAGACUGGCAAUGCUGAUUGGACAAAUCAGCUACUUUCUGACACAGUUCCUUCUAGUAAUGGUGAAUAUCUAGUGGGCUUUUUAUGGAAUAAUGCAGCUUCUAAUGAUACCAUGAAGAACGACAGACUGUGUAUAGUUAAUGAAAACUUACAGAAUGAACCUGAAAAUUUAACAGGUGCUUCAUAUGCAGUGGAAACAUACCCAUAUCAGCUGCUAGCACCAGAAUAUGCUGGUACGUGGGGAUGGCACGAUAAAGAUGAACUUGAGUCAACCAAGGUUUCUGAGUUAAACCCCAAUGCAAAGGUGUGGGGAAAUCAUAUGUUACACUUGGAAGCAAGUGGUGCCACUGAUGGUAGCGUGAGCAAAACGUGGGAAGAAAUACCUGACCAGCCUCCAGACUCUUGUAAAGAAGGACUGGAUGCCAAUGGCGAUGGUGACAAAAAGCAUCAGAAUGCGGUGCUGACAGAGCUGCCGGAGCCGUCCCCAGCUGUUCCGGGCUCAGAGCAGACGGAUAUGAACCCUUUGGCUCUCGAUCAUUCCGAGUAUGAGUCUAUGCAUGAAACCACCCAGACAGGUGGAAAUGAACAGUUGCAGCCAGAAGGUCAGGAAGAUUUACGAGAAUUACUGAAAAAGACACUGGAAGUCUGUUUAUCUAGAGAAAAUCUUGCCAGUGACAUGUACCUUAUAUCACAGAUGGACAGUGAUCAGUAUAUGCCAAUAAUGACAGUAGCAAACCUUGAUCAUGUCAAGAAACUCAGUACUGAUAUGGAUUUGAUUGUUGAAGUGCUGAGAUCGUUGCCUUUAGUUCAAGUGGAUGAAAAGGGGGAAAAAGUUCGGCCAAAUCAGAAUCGCUGUAUUGUGAUUUUACGUGAAGUACCUGAAUCUACUCCCAUUGAAGAGGUUGAAGCACUUUUCAAAGGAGACAAUUUGCCUAAGUUCAUCAACUGUGAGUUUGCCUAUAAUGACAAUUGGUUCAUCACAUUUGAAUCAGAAGCUGAUGCACAGCAGGCUUACAGAUACCUUAGAGAAGAAGUGAAGACUUUCCAAGGAAAACCAAUUAAGGCAAGGAUAAAAGCAAAGGCAAUAGCUAUAAACACGUUUUUGCCAAAGAAUGGAUAUAGGCCUCUGGAUAUGAACCUCUACACGCAGCAGCGCUACACUGCAUCCUUUUACAUACCUCCAGUAUACAGUCCCCAGCAGCACUUCCCACUGUACAGCUUAAUUGGCCCACAGACCUGGUCAGCCACACACAGCUACCUUGACCCUUCAUUGGUAACACCAUUUCCAAAUACUGGGUUUAUCAAUGGGUUCACAUCUCCAACCUUUAAGCCUGCUGCUUCUCCGCUGACAACGCUCAGACAAUAUCCUCCCAGGAACAGGAAUCCUAGCAAGUCACAUAUACGACAUACAAUACCCAGUGCAGAAAGGGGACCUGGGCUUCUAGACAGUCCUACAAUAUUCAACUUUUCUGCUGAUCGUUUAAUCAAUGGCGUCAGGAGUCCACAGACGCGGCAGCCGGGACAAAGCAGGACACGGGUGCAGAGUGCUACCACCAGUUACACCAAGAGGGAAGUGGGAACUGGGCGGAUGGAACAGACCAGCGUUGACUCGUCCCCUGGAUUAGGGAGAGGAAGGAAAAACUCAUAUGGCUACCGAAAGAAAAGGGAGGACAAGUUUACAAGAGGCCAAACACAGUCUCCACCACCCCCAAAACCUCCAUCUCCCAGCUUUGAACUGGGAUUAUCUAGCUUUCCUCCAUUACCCGGGGCUGCUGGCAAUUUAAAGACUGAAGACCUGUUUGAAAACAGACUGUCCAGUGUGGUAAUAGGAACGUCAAAAGAAAGAAACAUUAAUGUGGAUGCAAGUACAAACACUAUUCCAUCAGGAAUUCCUCGAGAGCCGUUACCAGUUUCUUCUACAUUGCCCAGGACCUUUGAAAGGUCUCCUUCGCCACCCCAGCCUACUGAGGACUCCAAAGUUGUGGAUAAACAGCAGAGAGAGACACAGAGUACAGAAAGACUUUCUUCUUCCACACUGAGUACUGCAUGUAAAUCGGUACAAGUCAAUGGGGCUGCCAUAGAACUGCGAAAACCUAGUUAUGCGGAAAUUUGCCAGAGAACAACUAAGGAUCCUCCUACAUUGCAACCCCAGAAAGACCAGAAGCCAAACACUGUAGCAUGUGGGAAAGAAGAAAGAAAGGCCACAGAAACAAUAGAGAAAAACAGAGAACCUCCUCCUGCAAAGUCACAUCCUGGACAACCCAAAGACCAGAGGAGACAGUCAGGACGCAGAUCGUCCCCUCCAGCUGUUGGCAAACGCUUAAAUAAAGAACAGAGUACCCCUCCAAAAUCUCCUCAGUGAAAAUAACACCUGGGAGGGAUUUGAGAAGAGGUCUGUUUCCCACAAAUUAAACCCAUGUUCCCACUAAGAUACCUGAGAAUGAGUUGCUGGUUAGGAGCUUGCAGUGAUACAAGGCAUGUAACAAUGCCUGCAAGUUAUUUUUCUGUGAAAUACUUUUUCCCCUCUUGAACAAACAUUCUAUUUUUCUGGGUAUUUCUGGAUAGUUGUUCUAAACCUUACAUUUAGAUUGGUGCUUAAUUGGAGGUGAAGCUUAGUGUGAUUUUUUUUUUUUUUUUCCAAGGUGUAAAAUAUUUGUCUUUAAAAAAAACACAACUUUUUAUUAAGCCUCUCUGUGGCUGUGUGAGUGCAAGCUCUGUAUAGUGAGUUUUUUCUAAACUGUUAAGCAGAAACAUGCUGCUGCAAUAUUUUUAAUAAACUGGUCUGCAAGUACAUAUCUAAAGUGUCCAAAAGACUGAUAACGGCAGCUAGUGUGUAGAGUGCAAGAAAGUAGAUAUAUUUUACAAACUAGUAUGUGACCUUGAAGAUUUUUUUUUUAUUGAGCUGCUGUACUAAAUGUCAGCAAAUGAACUUGCACUUUUAGGUUAAAUGAGUAGCUGUUUCUAGCAUUUUUAAAAACUUAAUCUUUUUUUGAUGUUUUGCACACACAAAAGGAAUUCUACAGGGCACCAUAGCAGUCUUUCUGAAAUAUUUCCUUUUUUGACUUACUGCAAGCAAGUAACCAUCUUCUCACUCCAGAAUAAAACUGAUGUUAUAAUUUGCAAAUACAAAGCACAUUGUGAAUAGAAAGAAUCAAGUCUGUGAGCUUCUAUGGUGGUGAAGCCUGUUAGUGGAUGUUAUCAGGAGAAAGCAGAGUAGCCUUCUUGUGAUAACCUGAGCUUCCCUGUGCUUGUAAGGGAGUUAACUGAGUCAGCGCUGUAUAUUCUGGUUACCCCUGUGCUCUGUGUAGACUUUUUUUUAAAACUCUGCCCCAAGUGCUCUUUGAAAGAGUUCAUAUCUUAGUCAGCCUUGUGUUGACAACUUCCUGUAACUACAAGCAUUGGCAUAUGGAUUUAAAUUUUUCAAGACGUGAGAUAAUGGUGUUUGUUUUGUGUGGUGGAGGAAGAGAUCCCUGAUAUUUACCUCUGGGAUGAGGUUUCUCACACUUAUUUACUUUAGAAGUGAUGCGCUUUCUGAAGGACAAGGAUGCACUAAAUUAGCAAGUUUCUAAUAAAGUUGAAUAUAAAUUAUUUUUGUUUUAAAAUGCCUAAAGCUUUUCUUUAAGUGUUUAAACUGCAGGAAGUUCAGACAAAACUCAUUCCUGCUGACUAUGACAGUACAGUUUAUUCCACAAAAAUGUUUAUUUAAACAACUGAUUUUUUUAAAGAAUUAUUUCCAUCCAAUAUUUAAAGACUUGAAUUUUAUUUAAACUUGAAAAUGACUUUGCCUUAACUUUUGUACAAGACAGUUUAGAGUUAAUGAGGUCUGACCCUGUGGAGGGUUAGCAUGAAUGGCAUACAGAAUUACUCAGUUACAGUAUGUAUCUAUUGUCACUGGUCUUACUGGGUAAACAUACUGUAGUACAGGAACUAGCAGCAGUUUUUGUAAUAUACCUUAAAGAUCUUAAACAGUUGAUCUUUUUCAGAUUGUUGAAAAACCUGUAAAUGCAAAUAGUCAAUACUGUAUUAAAUAUGUGCACUUGGAAGUGUGUGCUUUGCUUGUACAGUUGUAAAUAAUCAGAACAUAUAAAAAGGUACCCUAAAGAAAAAAAUCUGAUAAAAAUUAUUGAUAUUAUAAAUGUUGCUGUUGAGCUGGAUGUAGAUAAACUAAAUGUUGUGGUUUGAAUAUUACUUUAAUUUGUUGUUUUUUCUUUUUCUUAUUUUAUUCUGGUGUGUUGAACUGACUCUGCCUCUUCACUGCAAAAGGGAAAUGGAACGAAAGUCUUAUUUGAAAGCCCUCAAAUGUUUUCCUAAUGUCCCUUUAAAACCAAACAAUUUAACCAAUUCAAAAGUGUUCUGCAAUGUAAAUAAUGAAUUUCAGCAGUCAAACUGUAAUUUUUAAGUCAUUAAUAAAAAUCAAGUCUAAUUUGGGAAAAAACUUGACUGCUGCAAAAAUAUACACUGAAGCUUGUCUGCUUUCAAGAGUAUCAGUGCAUGGUUCAUAGAACUGUAAAGUAACUAUAGAAGUUGACUCCUGAUAAAUUUCCUAUUACAAGCAUCAAUUGGUAACCAGUUGGCAUUGUAAAUCCAGCCUGUUGUGUAUGCUGCAGAAUUGGUCAAAAUAGGGCACGUGGAGUCUGUUGAUUUUUCCUGUUUAAAAAGCGCACUUUGUAAAUGCUGUGGGAGGAGAUAGGACCCUGACACUAUCACCAAAACUGCUCAACUACUUCUGUCAUUGGAUUUUUUUAUCCCCUUCUCCUUUCCCCAGUGGCAGUGAAAGCGGUAGCUAGAUUUGUGUAUGGUUUAGGCCAGCUGUAUGAUUCAUUUUGUUUGUCUGCUGCAAGUGAAAGGCUUUACCAGCUGCAAACAGUGGCAAGUGGUCCCUUCCAGCGGCUGUGAGUGGCUCGUCCUGGUGCUCAGCUGGUACCCGAGGUGAUCUGUUGAGACCAGUGGGAUGUGUUGUGCUGUUCUAAUGUAUUCUGCUGCCAUUUGUGAUAGGUCAAUACACUGUAAUUACUGCUUACCCAGCAACAGUCUGUUGCAUCUAAAGUUUAAACCUUCCUCUGAUGUGGUUUUAUAGCUUUUUUUUAAAAAAAAAGUGACACGCCAAAUCGCUGUGUAAUAUACAAUACAACUUCUCCUCGCUGUAAUUUUCCUUUGAGAUUUACUACCCCCAACCCCACUCAGUGACAAAAUGGAGUUUUCGGAGUAGAGUUGUGAAGUUGCAUGCAGACUGUUGCUAUGAUACAGAGAGGGAUAAAAACAUGGCUUUUAAAAUGAAAAACCUCCCAAAAACAGUAGCUGAGCUCAAGGUUCAGGGAUACAGUAAUUAAUAUUGGCAUUUUACCCUGUUAGAACUGUGUGGUGAUGCUUUUCAUUUUGAAAACAAGCCAAAAUGGGAUCUGAGAUUCUUCCAGGAAUUUAAAAAAAAACAUUGCUUUCAAAACUGAAUGUAAUUUCAGAUCAGUUCCCACCCCAUGACACUGUCACUUAGAAAUGUGUGAGCAGUGACAAAUUUUUUGUGUUGCUGUGUUAUCCUUCAAAGCCUUGAGCUGCUGGCAUGGAAAGGCCCUUGUUGGAACGUGGUGCAGUGUAUCAGGAGCAACAGCUGGCUGUAAUGGUGCACACCUAUCUCUAUCUCCUUCAGCUACAGGUAGGGGUUUUGUGCUUUGUAACCUAUUACACUAAUAGCAGCAGACAAUCCAAGAUUUCUAAGGAGACCUAACAGCUGCCAAUUCACAAAAUAGAAGUGUAAUAUGGGAGCCUUUUUGAGGGUUUUUGUUUUUGUUCUUCUUCCAUUAAGACUGGAAUCAAGCUUACAUGUAAACUAUCAGUAAUUUAAGUUUCCUUUUGUGUCAUAAAAUGUAAAACUGUCUAAUUUGAAAAAAAAUAUGUAGGUUAUGAAAAAUAAAGAUUUAGGCACUGUUGAA